Molecule: messenger RNA, 324 nt
Organism: Eruca vesicaria subsp. sativa (arugula)
Lineage: Eukaryota; Viridiplantae; Streptophyta; Magnoliopsida; Brassicales; Brassicaceae
Source: the annotation of a GenBank genome assembly
AUGGGGAGAAACCAAGGCUGGUGCUUCUUCAUGGCCGCAGCUAUGGUCGCAGCAUUGUUACCAGUACCCACCAUGACGGGGUGUCUAGACCUAAAGAACGAAAUCUCGGGGGUUACUGCCUUACUGCGGGUUUGGAACAACGGGCCAAGCGUGGUGAUAGUGUUCUCGGUCCAGAGCGGGUUCAGGAAUUGUGGAGACGGAGGCGAUAAGUGCAUUUGGGUAGCAAAGAGAGAUGGGUUCUAUCAGAGAAGGAUCGCAUGGGAUGAGAAUGAGCGUAAACACUUUGUUGAUAUACUGAAAACCAAAUGGGUUUGGAAAUGGUGA